AAACUUUCUGUAAUCAAGAAUUAGAUAAAAGGGUAAACGAAUACCCAAUCGCAUUUAGACAUUUAGACAUUUAGACAGGAUAUACCGAAGUAAGUAUGUAUUAUAAUAAUAAGUUUCGUUAAAAUAUAAAGAAAAUGAUACGAUCGUUAUAAUUUAUUUGAAAGAAAAGAGGGUAUUACAGAAAUCACUCGGAUGGCUCGAUUUGCAUUUAAAUGAAACUUAAAUUGUUCGAACUAAUAAGACGUUGUAGAAACAUUCUGUGAACGAAUGUAGAUACGUGAAUCGUCAAACGAAAAUGUCUAAAGCCGAUGAACGAAAAAGGAACAAAGACAAUCAAAAGAAAAGUGAAGAAAAAGAAAAUAUUGUACUUUAUUCAAUUAUUAAUUAACAGCGUAGCGUUAUACUUGCAAGACCUAAUUUUAAUUAUUUUUCUAAUAACUUUGAAUGAGAAUACCCAGUUAAAUCGUUAGAAAAUUCAAAUAGCUAGAAAAUUGAACUCCUCUAAAAAAAUUUUCCCAAAAUUUUAGGUAGACGAUACCUAUACAUAUUUCUUCGAGCAAAUACGUACCUAAUUACCUACUGACACAACUGUAUAAACAAACUUGAUGUUUAAAGUUAAAACUGUAAUGGAAGAGACACGAAAGCUCUGGAGGUAUAAAAAGUCGGAGCACUCAAUGGCUGCAUUCGCAGCAAAUGAAGCUGGUGGUUCUUCACGGUUCUCCUCGUCGGAACGUGUGACAAUUCUAUCGAUGCUCGAGGAGUAUACAAAUGCGCUAGCCAUUUACCAUAGUACGGUGAAAAAGCCAACGAGACAAGAUAACGAUAUCCUUGUUAACUGCAUUUCCUUCCAUUCAAAGUACGUUGUCGCACGUUUGCACGUCGACAGGAAUUUCAUUACGUAUAAAGUAUAAAUUAUAUGAAAUACUUUUGAAUAAUACUUUGAAGUUUUAGUCGUGAUAUUCCUAAUUACAAUUAUUUUGAUAGUAACUGAAAAGGUCUAAAAAUGUUAUAGUUGAAUUUCGAAUACCAUAAGGUUAAUAUCGCGUGGUGCAUCGCGUGGAUAUCAGGUAGUAGGGGGAUACUAAUAACAGUAAUAACGCCCGCGAUGCGCUAACUCGAUAAUAGGACACGGUACAUGUGUUAACCUAUAGAAAGCUUUUCUUAACAUUUUACCCUAACAUUACAACAGGUAGUAGCAUCAUCAAGAGCUAAAAGACGCAUAAUAAAUUCCAAUUGAUCCGAUCAGGUCUUUACACAUUCAUACAUGUUACAGAGGCUUGUUAACGUCGGAUGAACAACAGAACCUUGACAUAACUAUAAAUACGGAACACGCAGAAGAAGACAAUGUCCCUGAAAAACUUUACGAACAGAGGUUGGUGAAUUCUGAAUUAACAUAAAUAUGAUAACGAUAAAUUAAUAACACGUUAUAGCUUAUAUGUACAUACUAUAUAUCAGGAAAGUUAUGGAGAACUUGAAAGAAGAGAUUCGCGAAUACGGAACUUUCCAAGUGUUGACGAACGAGAUAGAACGAAUUACUUGUCAUAAAAAAGAAGAAGAAGCUUUGCUCCAGCAGCAAGAAGAACUGAGGAAAACCGUGGCUGAACUGCAGAAAAUAAUUGCCGACGAGAAAAUCGCCAACAAGGAAAAGAAGAAAUCUAUAUUGUACGAACUUUCCGAAGGACAGAGAAAUAUAAAGAAAUUGAAACUAAUUGCGGAUGCUGAAGAAGAAUAUGUUAUGGCUCGGGAGAAUGCAAAGUACGAGCAAAAUCAGUUACGUUGUGAUAUGGAGAUCAAAAAAUUAGAGAAAAUGUUGAACGAUUACCGUGUACAGGAAAAAAAUGAAGAGCGUGUACACGUUGAAAUGACGAAAUUUCUAAUUCAGGAAACGGCGUUGUUCGAAGAGCAAGCGAAAGAAUGGGAGGAACGGUACGUUCGAGAGAAAGAAAUCUACGAGAAGGAGAUUUGCCAGUUACGUAGUGACAUAGAAUCACGUCAAAAAGAGUUGGAGCAACUUAAAGAAGAGUAUCACUGUAACCAGGGAUUUAUAGAUAGCUGUUUAGCAGAGAAGGAAGCGCUUAAAAAACAAAAGGUACAGGAAGAACGAAUGCGAAAAAGCGCGGUCAAGAUCCAAGCUUGGUGGCGAGGUGUUAUGGUACGCCGGAAGUUGGGGCAGUAUCGGCCAAAAGAAAAAAAGAGAAAGCGACAAACUAAUCGUAAGGCGAAGAAAUAACUUUUCUGUUUAGCUUGCUCAGUCCAUCUCCUUAGAAGAGCUGUUGAAUAAAAUAAUAUUUAUUCUUCUUGGUAACUAAAAUGUUAACUUUCGUUUGUGUGAAUUACAAACAAUGUGUUUUUCGAUAAAAGCUUUAAAAUAUAGUAAAACGAUACAAUAAAAUUGUGCGGCAGAGGAUAAUUUACAACAACACUAAACACAGAAUUGAUUGACCAUAGAUAUGUAGUUUCAAAAGCUCAUAAUGACACUUGUUACUCUUUUCUGACUAAAUCUCUCCCAUCACUGUCGAUAACAAGCGACUGUGCAUUUUCCUUCAUAACAAAUUCACGAACUCUCUAACGGACUCCUACUCUGUUUGAAAGCAUGCAAGCUUACCGCCAUGACCGUGCGGCCAGCCACCUCCUUAGAUUACGAUACUUAUAAGCAGUGCACGCAGUCAAUGCUGUAUGUACAUAAGUACAUAAAUACAGAUGUAUUAUAUUUAAGCUCAUGUACGUACGCAAUGCCUCCUGACUCAGCUUUAUAAACUGUACAUUGUAAAUUAUGACACAACAAAAUAAAAAGAAUGAUUGUACAAUGGAGCUUACUUGUUUA
Molecule: messenger RNA, 2824 nt
Organism: Osmia bicornis bicornis
Lineage: Eukaryota; Metazoa; Arthropoda; Insecta; Hymenoptera; Megachilidae
Product: dynein regulatory complex protein 9
Exons: 4
Coding region: 1436-2230 (264 amino acids)
Biological process (GO): cilium organization
Cellular component (GO): cytoplasm; motile cilium
Molecular function (GO): protein binding
Source: RefSeq, a predicted model, not a curated record